CUCUCGCUUCCUUCUGCUCUGGGGCCGUUGCAGUUGCUGGAAAUCAUCAGGAAGGAGGACGUGGUGCUCAGAGCCAUCCUCACCACCCACCACCACUGGGACCACGCGAAGGGCAACGAGGAGCUGGCGAGGCUCUGCCCCGGCCUGCGGGUGUACGGCGCCGAUGAGCGGAUCGGGGCCCUGACCCACAAGGUGACCCACGACCAGGAGCUGACGUUUGGGGCCAUCCGGGUGAGGUGCCUCUUCACCCCCUGCCACACCUCGGGCCACAUGUGCUACUUCAUGUGGGAGGACGGCUCCCCGGACGCGCCGGCUCUCUUCUCAGGUGACACCCUGUUCGUGGGAGGCUGCGGGAAGUUCUUCGAAGGGACAGCAGAGCAGAUGUACACCAACCUCACCCAAAUCCUGGGCACUUUGCCGAAGGAGACGAAGGUGUUCUGUGGCCACGAAUGCACCGUCCGAAACCUCAAGUUUGCCUUGAAAGUGGAACCAGAGAACGAAAUAGUGAAGAAGAAACUGGCGUGGGCUAAAGUAAGUGGCUCU
Molecule: messenger RNA, 543 nt
Organism: Leptosomus discolor (cuckoo roller)
Lineage: Eukaryota; Metazoa; Chordata; Aves; Leptosomiformes; Leptosomidae
Source: RefSeq, a predicted model, not a curated record